CGUUUUCCCCCCGUCGUCCAGCACACGAGCGGACGGACGAAGGUUGAAAAGAAAGUGCUCUGGCCGCCAUUUCCAUCACUAUAGCUCGGCAGCAGCUAGAGUCUACCUCUUUUUUUUUAAAUAUGUGGGUCAAGGACUUCCAGAUAGAUGUAUACAGCCGGCCCAUCUUCAGGAGAUUUCCCCUCCACAGUUUCUCUCUCUCUCUUUCUUUUCACUGGAUAAAAGGUCAAAAACAAUCGGGGCAAUAAUUAUUUAAAAAUUUCAAUGAUUUUUCACCGAUUUCCAACGAGAUCGUAUACGAAAAUGAUAAUUCAACGGACUGUAUGCCCCCCCGCAAGAAAGUCAAAAAUAAAUAUGCAGAAUUUUUAAAUUUUCUUCUUAAUUUUGAAAAGAAAACGAUCAAAAGUUGACCGCUGUGGCACCACAGCUCCGAGGGACAAAAGGAGAGUGAACUUUCUCUUUCUCGAGACUUUCGAUGUGUGUAUGUAUGUAUGUAUAUAUACAAGCAUGUGUGCGGGUUCUUGGGGCAGAAUAAGAAAGAAACGGAAUAAUAAUAUAACAUUCGAUAUAGAAAACUAAACUAUACCUGCACUCUCUAUUCUCUCUUUCUUUCUACGUUGUUUUUCCUGUAUUUAUAUGUACACGGCUCCGCUAUAUACAUAUCGUCCAGUUCGUAUUGGGCCAGUGAAAUUCGUAAAGUUAUUAGUUGCGAUAUUAAAAAACCAUCGCCCAUAUCGUACGAGCGUGUUCCAACUGGCGUGAAGAGUGAAAAUGUGCUGUGCGCAAUUAAAUCGUUUCCGAUUCACUGCCAAGCGAGAGCGAAAGCAACUGGAAGAAUUUCCUCAUCGCAGAUGAAAUAUUCCCAUACCUAUAAUCAUAGGCUAGUUUUCUAUUAUAUUUUAAACUACACCCUUAAAAAAAACGAGAGAGAGAGAGAGAGAGAGAGACUAUUGGAUGGCGCAAACGGGGGGGUCGGACCCCGGCCCGAUCUAUAAAAGAGGCCAGCACCGUCGAGUCGACACAACAGUCUCAGGUGUCCAACGCUCCCAGCUGCUUCACUUUGUUGCUUUCCCCUUUCCAAUCGAGAGCUGUACUACACCCCUGGUCCAAUAUGUUUGCCGUUUACCUUAUCGCUGCAGUUUUGAUCGCUCAGACGCAAUCGGCCGCCAUUCCCGAAUCGGAGACGGUCCCAAUCGAAACAGUGAUCAUCGAGACGAAAGAGAACAAGGAAGCCAAAUCGUCGGUGGACACGGUCGAUUUCGCACUGCUCGAGUACACGGAGAAAGAUCACGCCAAGGAUAUCGACUCUUAUCUCGACACGGCUGUCCAGGCGGACAAAUUCGGAUGCGGAUCGAGGCUCAUCUGCGAACUGCACCGACGAGCUGAAAGCGAAUUGUUGCCGGAAGAAGUUCUCCUGCGAUCCAUGUUCGAUGGCAAGCCUUUGGCCGUCUCGUCCGACGGACCCAAAGUCGCCAAGGGUCGCGGAGUCUUCCAGUACGCGGCCUUCAUCGGCUCGACGGCCAAGAACUCUGAGACGUGCAGCCGGGCCUUCUCCCGCUGCCCGUUCGACUCUGACACGAUCCUCAUCGUCUUCCGGGCCAUCGGCAGCUCACCGGCCCUCAAAUCUCUCCAGCAUCCUUUCCCCAGUCACAAACUCCAGCCACCCAAGGAAGUUACCUCAGCUUAAUCAUCGCCCAGCAUAAUAUUAAUCGACUGCUGGGCCGCCAGUAUUUUCCCAGCAGUCCAUUUUGACUCAUAUCAAUUCACACGAAAUAGAGUUUUAUAUUUACAUUUCACUUAUCCCCCUCCCCCCACUCCUCCUCCACCCAUAUCGUCCGUGCAAUAUGUUGCUGAUCUGAAUAUAAAUUUUUAUAAUUUUAAACAAA
Messenger RNA from Daphnia pulex (common water flea), 1886 nucleotides. RefSeq lists its product as uncharacterized. Lineage: Eukaryota; Metazoa; Arthropoda; Branchiopoda; Diplostraca; Daphniidae. The coding region runs from base 1112 to 1687 and encodes 191 amino acids. The transcript is spliced from 5 exons. The record is from RefSeq and is a predicted model, not a curated record.